AUGCAGACACGUCCAACAGAUAUAAACAUCCCUCAUACCAUUGAUAAAAUAGUGCCAGAAGUUGAACUGUACAGAAGGUUACAAGAGGCUGAAAAACGUGUUGACAUAUUCACCACAAGAAAGAUUAAUGACUUGCAAGAAAAUAUCACUAGAAUCCCAAGAAAAAAGGAAUUGUUGAGAAUUUUCAUCUUUAACACAACUGAAAAUCAACCAUGGCAAUUACAACCAGGACAACAACCCACUGAAGAACCAAACUGGACUUUAAGAAUAGAAGGAAGAUUAGUGAAUAAUGAAAAAGCUGAAGAUCCAACGAGAAGAAAAUUUAGCUCUUUUCUAAGUGGUAUAUCGAUUGAUCUAUUGAAUCAAAAUAACAAUCAACAACAACAACAAACACAUGACCCAAACCAACCUCAACAACCUUCAAAAGAGAAUAUCAUCGAGUGGCACGAGCAGAAUGAACAAAACGCUCCUCGUGUUGAUUUCGAUGGGUUAGACGUGAAAAGAUCUGGUGGUGAAAACAUCAAAACUAAAAUUACAAUCCAACCUAAAGAGUUUCCAAUCAAAUUUAGAGUUUCCAACGAACUUUCUUCAUUAUUAGGGGUAACUGAAUUGACCCAACAUGAUGCAGUUUACUCCAUAUGGCAAUAUAUUCAAUUUAAUAACUUACAAGCACCAGAAGAUAAAAGAAUUAUCAAUUGUGAUGAAAACUUAUCUAAAUUAUUUGGUGUUCCAAGAUUCAAUUUUAGAGAUUUGAUAGAUCUUCUAUCCAAACAUUUGAGUGCGAACAAACCUAUUGAAUUGGAAUAUGAAAUCAGAGUUGAUAAGGCUUCAACUUUAGGUGAUACCGUCAUUGAUGUUGAAGUUCCAGUUGAUGAUAUUUCUGAACAAGAAAAUUGGAGAAAUGAGCUGAAAAAGAUAAUUACAGAAUAUGAUGAUUCCAUUAAAGAAUUAAAUUCUAAGAUAGUUUUAGGGAUUCAGGCCUUGCAUAAUUCUCAUAGAAAGCAUCAAUUUUAUGAUCAAUUAUCAAAGGACCCUAUUAACUUCUUCAAAGAUUUUACAGAAUCACAUUCUAGAUUACUGAAAAUUCUAUCUGGUGAUGAAGGAUAUAACGAAGAAUCUGUCAGAAGAUCUGAGUUUUACACAGAUGAAAUGUUGUCAGAGAAUGUCGAUAUUUUAUUAAAGACCAAUCGUAUUUAA
Molecule: messenger RNA, 1197 nt
Organism: Hansenula anomala
Lineage: Eukaryota; Fungi; Ascomycota; Saccharomycetes; Phaffomycetales; Wickerhamomycetaceae
Product: SWIB/MDM2 domain-containing protein
Exons: 1
Coding region: 1-1197 (398 amino acids)
Biological process (GO): regulation of transcription by RNA polymerase II
Cellular component (GO): SWI/SNF complex; nucleus
Source: RefSeq, a predicted model, not a curated record